AUGAACGACUUGGAUGAAGGAACUGAGGGGAUGCCCAUCCCAUUUGCCGAUGACACGGAACGGGGAGCGGAGGCCAAUGUGGCAGAAGGCAGAAUGAAGCAACCAGAAAUCACCUCAACCCAAUGGACUGGUGACCCCCUCCUCCUUUUCCUCUCCCCCCAAGCCAUCAAUACAGCUAACACGAUCAAUAUUCCCCCCAGCCUCACACCUCCACAGAGAUCCCCACCCAACAGCAGUCCAGGUGACAUCAAAAGACACUCCCCAUUACCCAACAAUCUACAACUCACUCUCAGCACCCCUCCCCACGCCUUACUAAGUAAAAUAAUUCCCCUUGUUGCAAGGAUUUUUAAGGUACCAGUGAGCCACUCAAAUUGUGUCCCAGAAUUGACAGACGCAGCAGUGGAGAAAAAGAAAGUGAUAUUUAUUGCUGAGCAAUAA
This is a messenger RNA of Podarcis lilfordi (Lilford's wall lizard), 438 nucleotides long. NCBI's taxonomy places the organism in Eukaryota, Metazoa, Chordata, Lepidosauria, Squamata, Lacertidae. The record is from the annotation of a GenBank genome assembly.